Messenger RNA from Bradysia coprophila, 795 nucleotides. Its product is annotated as cytochrome b561 domain-containing protein 1-like. NCBI's taxonomy places the organism in Eukaryota, Metazoa, Arthropoda, Insecta, Diptera, Sciaridae. The record is from RefSeq and is a predicted model, not a curated record.
ACUGGUCGUCGUACCUAGUCAUUAUUUCAAUCAAUUAAAAUUUUUACAAUGCAAAUCGAAACUGCACAAAAGUUGGAAUUUUAUUUAAAUUCUCUGAAUCACAUUCUGAUCGGAGCGGUUUCAUUGUAUGUGACUUGGUAUUGUUAUCAUUUCGGAAUCAGUGCAUACACAAUGCACGUUUGGCUUAGUAUCUUAGCUUACCAAUUAUUUAUGGCGGAAGCAAUUCUAGCCCUAUACUCAACGAACUCUUGGUCAUUUUUCCAUGCACUUAAGACCAAGCGUAACAUACAUUGGAUCAUUCAAAUAUUUGCGACAUUAUUUGCAAUUGUUGGUACAAUAUGUGUAUAUUGGGGAAGGCCAACACAUUUCAUGACUGUUCAUUCGGUUACAGGUCUAAUUUCAUUGAUUCUUGUCGUAAUUGUUGCAAUUAAUGGAUUACCUGCUUUGUGGUCAUUUGAGUUCGGUAAAUGGAGCCGAAUUCAUCCCGUUUAUUUAAAACUAUUUCACAAUCUCAUUGGAAUAUUUGCUUUCAUUAUCGGUAUGGUCAGUUUGUACUAUGGAUAUCUGUACACCUAUUUCGUAGAAUCGGACGAGAAGGACAUUAGUCCAUGGCUAAUUGGAGUGUUAUUUGUGACGACGAUUUUCUCACUUUUCGGUGCAUUGAAAUCUCUUCGCACACAGUGUCAAACUGCACAUCGUUUGGGAUUCAGAUUGUUUAAUGAACAGAAUAGAGAUUAUCAAGCACAGUUAAAGAAUAAAGAAAGUUUUUCGUGAAAAUAAAAAUGAUUUGGUGGA